This is a messenger RNA of Rubroshorea leprosula, 8624 nucleotides long. The record is from the annotation of a GenBank genome assembly. NCBI's taxonomy places the organism in Eukaryota, Viridiplantae, Streptophyta, Magnoliopsida, Malvales, Dipterocarpaceae.
UUAAUUGAUUUUAUCAACACAUUCUUCUCAGUGUUAAGAUGAAUGGAAUUUUAUUCAACAAAAAACAGACAGACAGGAGCAUGAGAGGGAAAGCUAGAGAGAGGUUCAACGGUAAGGGACCAUGCGGUAGAGGGACGGCCCAAUGCUGGGAAACAUCCAACCCCAGAAGAUGGAACCGACCAGUGCAAGACAGGAAAGAAACACGACAGAACAGUUCUAGAAACUCUGAAAUUCGGGGUUACGAUCGUCGAAUAUUUAAUCAAGCCUCCGUGUAUUUCUCCACCAACUUUCCAGAGGCUUGGAAGCAUGAACACAUGUGGCAUACUUUUCGUAAGUAUGGAAGAGUCCUGGACAUCUACAGCCCCAUGAGGAAAUCCAGGAAGGGGAGCAGAUUUGGGUUUGUCAGAUUCUUGGACGUCAGAAAUGAGAAGGAAUUGGAACACCAACUUGACCAGAUUCGAGUGGGGGAAUUCAAAUUAUGGGUUAAUAAACCAAGGUUCAAUGAGCACGAGAAGCAGUUAAGAGUAGCCCAGAGACAAAAAGGGAACGUAGGAUUCAGAGGACACAUAACUUUUGCUGAAAUGGUAAAGGGAAUCAGUGGAAGUGAAGCAAAUCUGGAAAGUAGGAGAGCAGCAAAUGGAGCAGAAGAACACAACCAAACACAAAUAAACAAUCUAUCCAAGCAUCCGAAAGUGGAGCAGGCUAAGGCAGGUUUGAGCUUCACCAUCCAGGAGGAAGAGUACACUUGGCUUCAAGGCUGCUAUGUGGGGAUUGCCCACUCAGUUGAGAUAAUCCCAACAUUACAAGAAAAAUUCUUCAUGGAGGGAUACUUCUCAUGUAGAAUAAAAGCCAUGGGCGGACGCCUGGUCCUACUUGAGGGUGGAGAUAAGGAGGAGAUUAAAGAUUUAGUAGAGGUUGCUCCAAAAUGGUUGGAACAAUGGUUCACGGAAGUUCAACCAUGGUGCCCUUCAACGGUUGCAAGGGAGAGAUUUGUAUGGCUUCGAUGCCAAGGAGUCCCUGCUCACAUUUGGGGGCCUAACUUCUUCACUACAAUUGAUUUCAUCUCCAAAAGUAUCAACAUCUCGGUCAACAGGGAACCUUAUUUGAUCAAAUCAUUGGACCACGGUGUGGAUGAUGAAGUAAGUGUGGCAUUUUUAGGCAGUGGGGAAGUAAAUGGUGGCCGGAGUUCCUCCAGUGGGAAGAAGGUUGUCGAUGACAUGGAAGUAAAGGAUGAGGUGACAGAGGAAGAUGACAGAGAUGAACAGCCACCUUACCGUUGGUCACAAGAGCGCCAAAAUACAAAUGGUGCUCAACUUUCGGCGGUGAAUGACAUAGCAUUUAAUGCAGUCGAUUCCCAAGACAAUCAACAGACUAACGGAGAUGACAAAAUUCAAAUUUGCUGCACUAGCAAUCAUGAAAAAUCCAUAGCUAAUUUGGAGAUUGUGUCGGAUAGUCAGGCCACACAGAUUGGUCAAAAUAAGGAUUGGCAGAGCCUCCAAAACAAGAUGCAUUCAUGUCCGGUGGCAGUAAACCCACUAAUGAAGAAGUGGACGGGCAGAUACAGAAGGAUGGGUCCAUUUCAACAAAUAUUGAAUGUAUUAUCAAAGGGACAUCUCUCCAAAAAAAUCCAACAAGAAGUGAGGAACAGAGCAUCAUCAACAGAAGGUCACAAUACAGAGCAGGAGUCGUCCUUCUGGAAGGGGUUUAGGAGCGAAUUUGGGGAAGAGCGAGAAUGGAUGGGCAGAAAUCAGAGGAAACCGAAACACAAGAAGAAGAAGAAAACCAGAUCUUGCCUCUCAGUGUACAUGAAGGGAAGAAAGGAGGAGCAGGAGCACAAUCCAAAGGGGAGGAAGAAAAUUCCAAAAGAAAGAACAACGGAAGAGAAGCUGCCGGUAUUUGUACCUGGACUCCAAAAUCAAGCUGCAGGAGAAUCAGUCACUGACAGCGGCAUCGAAAACAAAAACGUGGCUCUUCGAAAUGCUAUGGAUCUGAGAAUUGCGGAGAGAAUUUGGGCAUUCGCAAAGGAGAUCGGAGUUGGCGAUCAUGGCAAUGAAGCAGAGGUGAUCCAGAGACUCAGAGAUAUGGAAGAGCGCGAUAGGGAGCUGCACAGCACCUCAAAGGGGGUGUCAGCAGAUUUGAAUGAUGAUGAUGUGCAUCUAAGAAGGAGCAGUUUUCUGGAACUCUGGAAACAACAAAAAGUGAAGGAGAGCAUGUGGCGUCAAAAAGCAAGGACAACAUGGAUCAAAGACGGAGAUGCUAAUACAAAAUUCUUCCACAGGUGUGUUAAGGGAAGAAGGAGACGGAACGACAUUGUUAGCUUACAAGUGGGAGACAAACACAUGGAACAUGUGCAAGAGAUCAAGGAAGGCGUGGCAAAUUACUUUGAGAUUUUGUUCACAGAAGAAAGGUGGCAACGACCUCAUCUCGACGGAAUUGAUUUCAAAAAGAUAUCAGCAGACAAUUCCUUUUUACUUGCUCCCUUCAAUGAAGAAGAAGUUAAAAGGGCAGUAUGGAGCUGCGGAUGUUCUAAAGCACCAGGGCCAGAUGGUUUCAACUUCAAAUUCAUCAGAGAAAUGUGGGACACGAUCAAAGAUGACAUGAUGGGUUUUGUUGAUGAUUUUCACAAAAAUGGGAAAUUGGUCAGAAGAGCGAACAGUUCCUUCAUUGUGUUGAUACCCAAGGUUAUGAACCCCCAGAAAAUUGAAGAGUUCAGACCCAUUUCUAUAAUCGGCAUCAUGUACAAGGUGAUCGCAAAGCUCCUCACAAACAGAAUUUGUUCGGUUCUGGAUGGCAUUAUUGGAGAAAACCAAAUGGCCUUCAUCAAAGGUAGACAUAUGAUUGAUAGUAUUGUAAUAGCAAAUGAAACAAUCGAUGAAGCGAAGAGGAAGAAGAAGGCUAGUUUCCUGCUCAAAAUAGAAUUCGAGAAGGCGUACGACAAGGUCCGUUGGGAAUUCCUUGAUUACAUGAUGUCGAGGAUGGGGUUUGAUCCAAAAUGGAGACGGUGGAUUAACGAAUGUCUGAAGACGGCAGAGGCGUCGAUCUUACUCAAUGGUAGCUCAACGAGACAAGUCAAAAUUAACAAAGAACUCAGACAAGGCGAUCCACUCUCACCUUAUUUAUUUUUGUUGGUUGCAGAAGGCCUCAAUGGUAUUAUCUCUUCAGCAAUCAACCAUGGACUGUUUGACGGAAUUGAUAUUGGCAGUAGAGGUUUGAAAGUGUCUCAUCUGCAAUUCGCGGACGACUCGAUCCUAUUUGGGAAAGCCGGAGAGGACAACAUAUGGGCAGCAAAGAGUAUAUUGAGAAUCUUUGAGUUGGUAUCGGGUUUGAAAAUUAAUUUUGGGAAAAGCCAACUUGUAGGAAUAAAUGUUUCAGAGGGAUGGAUGUCAAAAAUGGCCCACAUAUUGAAUUGCAAGCAAGGAACAUUUCCAUGCAGAUAUUUGGGGGUUCCAAUAAGCGGUAGUGUGAAGAAAAUUUCUUUGUGGAAACCACUGAUUGAAUCUUUUGAGAAAAAAUUGAGCAAUUGGAAAAGCCGGCUCCUCUCUCUUGGCAGAAGGAUUACACUCCUCAACGCAGUAUUGUCCAACCUCCCAGUGUAUACCAUGUCUGUGCACCUACUCCCAAAAGGUCUGAUUCUUUCCUUAGAUAAAAUCUGUAAGAGCUUCCUAUGGGGGGGAGGGGGGAGCAAGAGAAAAAUCAACUGGGUCUCAUGGGACAAAGUUUGUAGCAGCAAGAUGGAGGGUGGGCUAGGUGUCAAAGAUCUUAGAAAAUUUAAUCUAGCAUUAUUGGGAAAGUGGUGGGGUAGACUUGCAAGUGGGGAGGAGAGUCUAUUAUACAACAUUAUCCAGCACAAGUAUGGUUGUUUGGAGGGUAGAUGGAUUGAUUGGGUGCAGGUGGAUGACCAAAGGGGAUCUCUAUGGUGGAGAAACUUAUGUAGGAUUGACGAUUUGGAUCCAAACAGCAGAGGAUGGCUAUCAGGGGGUUUUAAAUUGAAGCUUGGGAACGGGCAGUAUGUCAACUUUUGGAAGGAUACAGACAAGAGCAUGAGAGGGAAAGCUAGAGAGAGGUUCAACGGUAAAGGACCGUGCGGUAGAGGGACGGCCCAAUGCCGGGAAACAUCCAACCCCAGAAGAUGGAACCGACCAGUGCAAGACAGGAAAGAAACACGACAGAACAGUUCUAGAAACUCUGAAAUUCGGGGUUACGAUCGUCGAAUAUUUAAUCAAGCCUCCGUGUAUUUCUCCACCAACUUUCCAGAGGCUUGGAAGCAUGAACACAUGUGGCAUACUUUUCGUAAGUAUGGAAGAGUCCUGGACAUCUACAGCCCCAUGAGGAAAUCCAGGAAGGGGAGCAGAUUUGGGUUUGUCAGAUUCUUGGACGUCAGAAAUGAGAAGGAAUUGGAACACCAACUUGAUCAGAUUCGAGUGGGGGAAUUCAAAUUAUGGGUUAAUAAACCGAGGUUCAAUGAGCACGAGAAGCAGUUAAGAGUAGCCCAGAGACAAAAAGGGAACGUAGGAUUCAGAGGACACAUAACUUUUGCUGAAAUGGUAAAGGGAAUCAGUGGAAGUGAAGCAAAUCUGGAAAGUAGGAGAGCAGCAAAUGGAGCAGAAGAACACAACCAAACACAAAUAAACAAUCUAUCCAAGCAUCCGAAAGUGGAGCAAGCUAAGGCAGGUUUGAGCUUCACCAUCCAAGAGGAAGAGUACACUUGGCUUCAAGGCUGCUAUGUGGGGAUUGCCCACUCAGUUGAGAUAAUCCCAACAUUACAAGAAAAAUUCUUCAUGGAGGGAUACUUCUCAUGUAGAAUAAAAGCCAUGGGCGGACGCCUGGUCCUACUUGAGGGUGGAGAUAAGGAGGAGAUUAAAGAUUUAGUAGAGGUUGCUCCAAAAUGGUUGGAACAAUGGUUCACGGAAGUUCAACCAUGGUGCCCUUCAACGGUUGCAAGGGAGAGAUUUGUAUGGCUUCGAUGCCAAGGAGUCCCUGCUCACAUUUGGGGGCCUAACUUCUUCACUACAAUUGAUUUCAUCUCCAAAAGUAUCAACAUCUCGGUCAACAGGGAACCUUAUUUGAUCAAAUCAUUGGACCACGGUGUGGAUGAUGAAGUAAGUGUGGCAUUUUUAGGCAGUGGGGAAGUAAAUGGUGGCCGGAGUUCCUCCAGUGGGAAGAAGGUUGUCGAUGACAUGGAAGUAAAGGAUGAGGUGACAGAGGAAGAUGACAGAGAUGAACAGCCACCUUACCGUUGGUCACAAGAGCGCCAAAAUACAAAUGGUGCUCAACUUUCGGCGGUGAAUGACAUAGCAUUUAAUGCAGCCGAUUCCCAAGACAAUCAACAGACUAACGGAGAUGACAAAAUUCAAAUUUGCUGCACUAGCAAUCAUGAAAAAUCCAUAGCUAAUUUGGAGAUUGUGUCGGAUAGUCAGGCCACACAGAUUGGUCAAAAUAAGGAUUGGCAGAGUAAGUGGGUAACGGUGGGGCCUCUAACGUUGUCUAGCCCACUGGAGGAUGACCCUUUAGAGAAUAAUGACAUUUGGGCCACAAUUAACCACAGGCCUCCAAAACAAGAUGCAUUCAUGUCCGGUGGCAGUAAACCCACUAAUGAAGAAGUGGACGGGCAGAUACAGAAGGAUGGAGCAUCAUCAACAGAAGGUCACAAUACAGAGCAGGAGUCGUCCUUCUGGAAGGGGUUUAGGAGCGAAUUUGGGGAAGAGCGAGAAUGGAUGGGCAGAAAUCAGAGGAAACCGAAACACAAGAAGAAGAAGAAAACCAGAUCUUGCCUCUCAGUGUACAUGAAGGGAAGAAAGGAGGAGCAGGAGCACAAUCCAAAGGGGAGGAAGAAAAUUCCAAAAGAAAGAACAACGGAAGAGAAGCUGCCGGUAUUUGUACCUGGACUCCAAAAUCAAGCUGCAGGAGAAUCAGUCACUGACAGCGGCAUCGAAAACAAAAACGUGGCUCUUCGAAAUGCUAUGGAUCUGAGAAUUGCGGAGAGAAUUUGGGCAUUCGCAAAGGAGAUCGGAGUUGGCGAUCAUGGCAAUGAAGCAGAGGUGAUCCAGAGACUCAGAGAUAUGGAAGAGCGCGAUAGGGAGCUGCACAGCACCUCAAAGGGGGUGUCAGCAGAUUUGAAUGAUGAUGAUGUGCAUCUAAGAAGGAGCAGUUUUCUGGAACUCUGGAAACAACAAAAAGUGAAGGAGAGCAUGUGGCGUCAAAAAGCAAGGACAACAUGGAUCAAAGACGGAGAUGCUAAUACAAAAUUCUUCCACAGGUGUGUUAAGGGAAGAAGGAGACGGAACGACAUUGUUAGCUUACAAGUGGGAGACAAACACAUGGAACAUGUGCAAGAGAUCAAGGAAGGCGUGGCAAAUUACUUUGAGAUUUUGUUCACAGAAGAAAGGUGGCAACAACCUCAUCUCGACGGAAUUGAUUUCAAAAAGAUAUCAGCAGACAAUUCCUUUUUACUUGCUCCCUUCAAUGAAGAAGAAGUUAAAAGGGCAGUAUGGAGCUGCGGAUGUUCUAAAGCACCAGGGCCAGAUGGUUUCAACUUCAAAUUCAUCAGAGAAAUGUGGGACACGAUCAAAGAUGACAUGAUGGGUUUUGUUGAUGAUUUUCACAAAAAUGGGAAAUUGGUCAGAAGAGCGAACAGUUCCUUCAUUGUGUUGAUACCCAAGGUUAUGAACCCCCAGAAAAUUGAAGAGUUCAGACCCAUUUCUAUAAUCGGCAUCAUGUACAAGGUGAUCGCAAAGCUCCUCACAAACAGAAUUUGUUCGGUUCUGGAUGGCAUUAUUGGAGAAAACCAAAUGGCCUUCAUCAAAGGUAGACAUAUGAUUGAUAGUAUUGUAAUAGCAAAUGAAACAAUCGAUGAAGCGAAGAGGAAGAAGAAGGCUAGUUUCCUGCUCAAAAUAGAAUUCGAGAAGGCGUACGACAAGGUCCGUUGGGAAUUCCUUGAUUACAUGAUGUCGAGGAUGGGGUUUGAUCCAAAAUGGAGACGGUGGAUUAACGAAUGUCUGAAGACGGCAGAGGCGUCGAUCUUACUCAAUGGUAGCUCAACGAGACAAGUCAAAAUUAACAAAGAACUCAGACAAGGCGAUCCACUCUCACCUUAUUUAUUUUUGUUGGUUGCAGAAGGCCUCAAUGGUAUUAUCUCUUCAGCAAUCAACCAUGGACUGUUUGACGGAAUUGAUAUUGGCAGUAGAGGUUUGAAAGUGUCUCAUCUGCAAUUCGCGGACGACUCGAUCCUAUUUGGGAAAGCCGGAGAGGACAACAUAUGGGCAGCAAAGAGUAUAUUGAGAAUCUUUGAGUUGGUAUCGGGUUUGAAAAUUAAUUUUGGGAAAAGCCAACUUGUAGGAAUAAAUGUUUCAGAGGGAUGGAUGUCAAAAAUGGCCCACAUAUUGAAUUGCAAGCAAGGAACAUUUCCAUGCAGAUAUUUGGGGGUUCCAAUAAGCGGUAGUGUGAAGAAAAUUUCUUUGUGGAAACCACUGAUUGAAUCUUUUGAGAAAAAAUUGAGCAAUUGGAAAAGCCGGCUCCUCUCUCUUGGCAGAAGGAUUACACUCCUCAACGCAGUAUUGUCCAACCUCCCAGUGUAUACCAUGUCUGUGCACCUACUCCCAAAAGGUCUGAUUCUUUCCUUAGAUAAAAUCUGUAAGAGCUUCCUAUGGGGGGGAGGGGGGAGCAAGAGAAAAAUCAACUGGGUCUCAUGGGACAAAGUUUGUAGCAGCAAGAUGGAGGGUGGGCUAGGUGUCAAAGAUCUCAGAAAAUUUAAUCUAGCAUUAUUGGGAAAGUGGUGGGGUAGACUUGCAAGUGGGGAGGAGAGUCUAUUGUACAACAUUAUCCAGCACAAGUAUGGUUGUUUGGAGGGUAGAUGGAUUGAUUGGGUGCAGGUGGAUGACCAAAGGGGAUCUCUAUGGUGGAGAAACUUAUGUAGGAUUGACGAUUUGGAUCCAAACAGCAGAGGAUGGCUAUCAGGGGGUUUUAAAUUGAAGCUUGGGAACGGGCAGUAUGUCAACUUUUGGAAGGAUGUGUGGACAGGAGAUCAAUCCCUUGCCAAUAGAUUCCCCCAAUUAUAUCUCGCUUCCACAGAUAAAGAAAAGAGAAUCUCUCAAAUGGGAUUAUGGAGGGAAGAUACCUGGCAGUGGACACUUCAUUGGAGACGAUCGUUGUAUGAGUGGGAGAAAGACAAUCUCACCGAGAUGCUGGGACUAAUCAACAACUUACACCCAAUCAAAGACCAAACAGACCACUGGGAGUGGAAACACAACAAAGAAGGAGAAUACUCACUCAAAACAGCUUACGGUCUCCUAUCCAAUAACAACGACAACAGCAGAACGCAAAUGCAUAAAAGGACAUGGAAGAAACUCAUUCCCACAAAAAUCAGUGCAUUUGGUUGGCAAGUCCUGCAGAAUAGAAUACCCACAAAACUCAACCUGUAUCAGACGAGAAUUAUACCGACAAUAGCCUGAUGUGCAGUUUGUGUGGUGAUGACAUUGAAGAUACCAAUCAUCUGUUUAUUCCUUGUAGAGUGGCUCACUCAGUAAGAAGCAAAUGUGCAAGAUGGUGGAGGUUUCUCACGGCUCACCCAAAGACAUGCCAAGAAGACUUCGAGCAGCACAGGCCUCCCAUAAAAGACUCAUCAGUAC